Messenger RNA from Cladocopium goreaui, 1037 nucleotides. Lineage: Eukaryota; Dinophyceae; Suessiales; Symbiodiniaceae. The record is from the annotation of a GenBank genome assembly.
AUGCCAGUGCGUAGGCCAGGCGGGAAGUACCGGGGCCAGAAUCUCAGAUAUUUCCACCAAUCGCUUCGUCGCUUCGUGUGUUGCAACGGGUUUCGUGUGGAGAUGGAAGCCAGCCUCAUUGCCCGAAACAAGUCCGAUGCCGACCUCGCCAAAGAAGCCCGCGAACGUUUGCGCCGGGCCACAGAGGCGGCCAUCCGUCGUGGAAAGGCACGCUCCAGGCGACAAGAGGAGGGUCAAGGCUCGCACUCCAAGAGCUUGCAGAGGGCGCAGGAUGAGAUGGAAUCUGAAAAGCAACAGCGAAUCCUCAACAUGCUCAUGGGAGGCAAACGAGGCAAUCUCAAGAAGUUCUUUAUGGCCUGGAUCACCGGCAUGGAGCUCCUCAAGAAGGAAGAUGUGAUCCAUGAAAGAGAAGUGGCGUGGCAAGCCACGUGCCACAAGGACUCGAUUGGCAGAUGUUCAGCUGCAGCGAGGCUGCGUCCCACCUUGUUCGAGCUACCUUUCGAUGCUUUGUCCGCGGCUUUAAAGACAGGUAGCUUGACCGGCGGUUUGGAAAGCCCUAGCUUUCCACGACGUUUGUGGAAUAGUGUGGGUUCUUUGCGACCCCAAAGUGUAGGAAAUCUGCAGGACAUGUUUCGACGCCAAGAAGUGACGGUUAGAGAGGAGGGUUCUUGUGAACCACGUGCCGUAACGGCACCUCUGGCAGAGCCCAAAGCGGCGUGGAUCUUGGGCGGCGACGCGGUCAUGCAUUACAAGAGCGGUCGAAAGUACAAGCUGGACCCCUUGUCUAUGCGCAUCGCUCCCUUUUCGGAUAGCAAGAUGGAGAAACAUGCAGAGAAGCCAAAUCUGGUGAGUGCUUUGGCCACUUCGGAGGGCCGCACUCUGCGUGCUUCGGCUUCGGUGCAUUUCGACGACGUGCCGCAGCCGCAGCGGAAGGGUCCAACCAGGGAGGCCUGGGCUUCGGUGCUAUGAGGAAGCCCCCGACCGCUGACGCACGGGUUCUGAAAAUGGUGGCUACCCAACUCCGAAAGCGAAUUGAA